Hemiscyllium ocellatum (epaulette shark) is the source of this 3873-nucleotide messenger RNA. RefSeq names its product O-sialoglycoprotein endopeptidase-like 1 (gene osgepl1). The record is from RefSeq and is a predicted model, not a curated record. NCBI's taxonomy places the organism in Eukaryota, Metazoa, Chordata, Chondrichthyes, Orectolobiformes, Hemiscylliidae. Gene Ontology annotation, cellular component: mitochondrion. The coding region runs from base 320 to 1543 and encodes 407 amino acids. Gene Ontology annotation, biological process: tRNA threonylcarbamoyladenosine modification. The transcript is spliced from 7 exons.
AUGAGGGAGAGGAGAACAGAAGUUGCUGGAAAAGCUCGGCAGGUCUGGCAGCAUCUGCGCAGAGAAAUCAGAAGUUAAGGUUUCAGGUCCACUGACCCUUCCUCAGAAGUGUUGAGGGAAGAAAUGAAUUACCCGGUUUUCCUUAAUCUCACGAGUAUUUACGCUAAAACUGAACAGCACGAGUUGCAAUAGGAUGUAUUGGGCGGGAGGAAGGUGAUAAUCUCAGCACAGUCAUUGCAGGCGGUUUAUCUUUUUUAAAUCUCUAACUGACCUCCCCCUUUCUUAUUGUCUGGCGGCGGCGGCGGCGGCCUGGGUUGCCAUGGUGAGAGCCCAGGGAGUGGGCGCGCGAGCAGUGUAUCGCUGGGCUCGCGGUGCCGCGACCCCGAGCCGAGCUCAGUGCAAUGCCAGGCUGGUGCUGGGCAUCGAAACCAGCUGCGAUGACACGGCAGCGGCGGUAGUGGACGAAACAGGCAAAAUCUUGGGAGAAGCCCUAUAUUCUCAGAAAGGAACUCAUCUCAAGGCAGGUGGUAUAAUUCCAACCGUCGCUCAUAAGCUACACAAAGAACACAUUGAAAAUGUGGUGCAAGAAGCGAUAGAUAAGAGUGGUGUCUCUCCUAAUGAAUUGACAGCAAUAGCAACUACCAUAAAACCGGGACUUGCGUUAAGCUUGAAAGUGGGCGUAGAGUACAGCUUAAAACUAAUAGAACAAUAUAAGAAACCCUUUAUCCCUAUUCAUCACAUGGAGGCACAUGCACUAACUGUUAGAAUGCAGCACAAGGUGGAAUUUCCCUUCCUGGUCCUUUUGGUUUCUGGUGGACACAGUUUGCUGGCUGUUGCCCGUGGAAUUUCUGACUUCCUUCUUCUUGGACAAACUUUGGACGAAGCACCUGGAGAUACAUUAGACAAGGUUGCACGAAGAUUGUCCCUCAAAAAUCACCCAGCAUGUCAUACAAUGAGUGGAGGUGAAGCCAUUGAAUAUUUGGCUAAAAUGGGAAACAGGAUGCAGUUUGAAUUAACGCAGCCUAUGAGCCAGCAUCCAGACUGUGAUUUUUCCUUUGCUGGUCUCCGCAAUCAAGUCAAUCAAAUAAUUAUGAAAAAGGAAAGGGAAGAAGGUUUCCAGAUGGGUCAGAUAUUGCCCUGUGUAAGUGACAUUGCUGCUGCGGUGCAACAUACAGUGACCGCUCACUUAGCCAAACGUACACAUCGAGCUAUUCUCUUCUGUAAGAAGGAAGGUCUGUUGCCUCAAUCAAAUCCAGCCUUGGUAGUUUCAGGGGGAGUGGCCAGUAAUGAAUACAUCAGAAAAGCACUUUCGAUAGUAACUGAAGCAAAUGGAUUCUUGCUGCAUUGCCCACCUCCAAAACUUUGCACAGACAAUGGCAUCAUGGUUGCAUGGAAUGGUGUUGAGAGACUUCGAGCAGGAAUUGAUGUUAUACAUAAUCCAAAAGAAAUUCGCUAUGAGCCCAAAGCCCCUCUGGGAGUUAAUGUUUCUGAACAAGUCAAGAGAGCAGCACUCAAAGUUCCAUAUCUAAAGCUAAAGACAUGAUUAAUUUGGCUUCUUCAUGGUUCAUCAUUUUAGAAAAUCGCACUGUGCUGGGCUUUAAACUAGAUUCAUGCACAUUGUAUUGUACUACUUGCAUACAAAUUUAAGAACAGGUAUUGGCCAUUUGCCCAAUCAAAUCUGCUCUGCCAUUUAAUAAAAUCAUGGUUGAUCUGAUUGUAAACUGCAAUUGUAUGUUUGAAAUACCAGGAGAAAGUGAGGACAGCAGAUGCUGGAGAUCAGAGCCGAGAGUGUGGUGCUGGAAAAAAACAGCAGGUCAGGCAGCAUCCGAGGAGCAGGAUAAUCAACGUUUCAGGCAAAAGCCCUUCAUCAGAAAUACUGAAAUGCCAGUAAUUCAAUGAUUAUGUUCAACAAUUGAGUGAAAAUUGUGACGUACAAGGUUAAUCUAGCUCAUAUGUUGUAUAUUUCACAGGGAAGGAACAGGGAACUCAAUUUUUGAUUGUUUUUAUAUUAAGCUAAGUAACAAGCUUAAUUCUUGAUUGCUUUUAUAUUAAACUCAUCAACAAGCUCAGAGCAUAAUAUGGUGAAUGCCUAAAAGUUGGCCUUCAAUCUGUUUUGUUAGGUGACAGCUGAAGCAGAGAAAACAGAGACAAAAUCUGUGCCAUUUCCUUUUUAAGUGCUUUGUGAAGAACAUAAACAUACACAAUUAUCAAUUUUGAGAUAAAUCAAUUAAACUCAGUUUACUUUUGAGUCCUUUAUUCUAAUGAACAAUUUCUGAAGUUCUUCCAAUGCCCUACUGAAAAAUGAAGACUGCAGUAGGAACAGUUAGCGCUCUUGAGCUUCCCUUGUCAAGUGUUACGACCCCAGCUCAUAUUUCUACUGAACAAGUCAGAUCCUAGAACAAAACCUGGCUUGAUAGAUCAUAUCUUUUCUUGAAGCAUGAGCACAGAAGACUGCAAAUUUUCUUCAAUGGUAAAAAGAAAGUUUAUUUAAGGAAAAUUGCUGAAAAUCAAACCAAGUUAUUUAAUACAGUGCAAAAGAUGUUACAACGCACAACAAAGCAAUGUUUUCAACUAUUCCUCAACACCAUGACUUUAUAAGCAUCAAAUUCAGAGCAAAUACUCCUAUAUCUUAAAUUUCUCAGUUCGACUGAACUGAUUUCUCCUAGAUCUUUCCUGUGAACUGAAAUCUUCUUGCAUGAGCACCCACAAAAUUGAAAACUUAGAUUUUCUCAGACUUUCAACAAUCUGCUGGUUUUUAAUUAAUCGCUCCUCGUUCGUCUGGAAGGGAAUCCAACUAAAUUACUAUUAAACUAAUUUAUUUCCUGAAUUGUUCCUAGGCAAAACUAUUGAUCAAAUUUUACCAAAAGUUAGAUAAGUGCCAGAAUUUUGAAGCUGCAUGAGGGCUUUCUCUCCAUGGCUCAUGAACUUUCUCAUGUAAUUUUACAUUAUUCACCUUCUAUAUGCACCAUGUUAUUGCUAUCUUGUGCUCACCAAUGGCAGAACUACCAAUCAUUACCAGAAAUUCUUGAAUUUCUGGUGUUGGUGUUAUACUGAAAGCAGGUCAUGCUAUCAGCUAGGAUCUGCCUUUCAUAAUAUGUGUAGUUGGAGGGAAACAGAAAAGCAUGAGGGCACAUGGGUGACACUUCAUUGCAAAUAGAAUUUCACAUUCAUAUCACUUACCUGAUACUUCCUGCAACUGCAGCUACAAGAAUCAUACUACAUGAACUACCCAUCCUGAGUGAUAUAGCUUGUUAGAACACUUUCUAACGUAGUGUUACUGUUUCUUCUACAUCCAGCGCAGCAUAACAUCUUAUCAUUGUGCAGUCUGAAAGGGACUUAAUAAUGCAAUUUCCCCUUGAACAGUCUCAUGCCACUCAUAAGUAAUGCCCACAUGCUCAGUCAGAAAAUAAGACAGUCUUCCGACUCUUGGUGUGACAUCAGCCAUUGUCAUUACGCACGUACAAUUUGGAUGAGGCUGGAAAACAACUCCAGUCACAAUUGACGCAGUGAGUCAGGAUCAGCUUGGAAAUGAAGGCAUCCCCUUUAUAUAGGAUGGGCUGAAGGGCUAAAAUUUAUGAUAUUCGAAAGAUGCAUGACCUUGAUUGAGCCCUGUAAACAUUCCUCUAAGUGCAGAAGACACACAAUCAACAUGUUUUUGUGUACUUGAUGUUACACUGCAUAAGAGUUUCAUCCUGGAUUGUUGGACUUCACCUCGGAUUGGAAUUGCGAACAGUACCAGGAGCCAACCUAAACCUUCAGACUAGCCAUCGAUUGAGGAUCCCCAAUGUGCAGAAGGGCGUGAGGCUUAUUGUUUUUUUUUCCUUUUUAAAAGUUACUUAAUAGAUGAUCAUAUUUCAGUCUUUCAUUUUACCU